UUCACGGGGCGGGGGGGGGACGCCUCGUGUGGCCACUGAUGGACAGCCAGGGGACAAACAUGGCCGCCUUGUGGGCCGCUAAGAAGGCCUUGCGUUUGGACCUGAAGCGGAGGGUAGCGGCGCUGAGCGACGCCGAGAAGAGGAGGCAGACGGCGGCCGUGAGCCGGCGGUUACUGGCUCAUCCCAAGUACCAGAACUGCCAAAGAGUUGCUGUCUUUCUGAGCAUGUCUGAUGAAAUUCAGACAGAAGAUAUAAUAAAAGAUGUGUUCCAAUGUGGAAAACAGUGUUUCAUUCCACGGUACAAGCCUAGAAGCAACCACAUGGAUAUGGUAAAGCUCAGCUCAGCUGAAGAAAUCCACAACCUGCCCCUGACUUCCUGGAACAUUCACCAGCCUGCAGAAGAUGUGUUGCUGGAAGAGGCUCUAACCACAGGAGGCCUUGAUCUGAUCCUGAUGCCUGGACUGGGGUUCGACAAACAUGGCAACAGAUUGGGAAGAGGGAAGGGUUACUAUGACACUUACCUGGAGCGUUGUCUUAAGCAUCCAAAGGGCAAACCCUACACAAUUGCCUUGGCCUUCAAGGAGCAGAUAUGUGAUCUGGUGCCUGUGACUGAAAGUGAUAAGCCAAUUGAUGAAGUAUUGUAUGAGACAUCGUAGAUGAGUUCAUUGGAUCCUGGUGAAUUGGACAGGAAGAUCAUUCUAAAUAAAGGACAGCAAUUAUCCAUGAACGUUGAAAAGAAUAAUCAUUUAUGAAGAGGAAAAUAAUUUAAUGUGACUUUCUGCUAAUCAGUGGUGAAGAACAUUGAUGACAACAAUUACUCCACUCCAUCACAAGGAGACUGUGCAAACUCCACAUAGACAAUUCUGGAGGUCAGGAUCAAAGCCAGGUCAUUGGAUCUGUGAGGAUGCAUUACUCAAGCAGUGGAUGGGUCUGAAGAUAUUGACAAUAUCCUUGGUCUCUGCUGCUGCCAGGACUUGACUAAGUUAACCAUAGUGACAUGCAAAUGUUCUGUGGGAGAUUAAUUGGGACAAUGUUAACCAGUGGGCUCACUUGUUUCUGCUUGUGUCUGCAAAAUGGCAACUAAAUCACCUUCACUGACAACGACAGCAAAUAUAAUUGGAUUGAUUUCCCCUUUGAUUUCUUGGACAGCAUUUUCCUGUAAACUCUACAUUUUCAAAAACUGCAUAAAUGGGAUCAAUCAAUAA
Messenger RNA from Amblyraja radiata (thorny skate), 1205 nucleotides. It is a transcript of the gene mthfs, whose product is annotated as 5,10-methenyltetrahydrofolate synthetase (5-formyltetrahydrofolate cyclo-ligase). NCBI's taxonomy places the organism in Eukaryota, Metazoa, Chordata, Chondrichthyes, Rajiformes, Rajidae. The transcript has 3 exons. The record is from RefSeq and is a predicted model, not a curated record. Gene Ontology annotation, cellular component: mitochondrion. Gene Ontology annotation, molecular function: 5-formyltetrahydrofolate cyclo-ligase activity. Gene Ontology annotation, biological process: folic acid-containing compound biosynthetic process; tetrahydrofolate interconversion. The coding region runs from base 39 to 656 and encodes 205 amino acids.